CGCUCUUGGCGCAGUACAUCAGUGUCGGGUUGAUGAUCGGUGCCAUGCAGCAGUUCAGUUACCCCAAUGGAAGGGUCGUAGUUCAAUGCGGCGACGGCUCUCAUGGGACGCGGGUGGUCCCUCAAGGUGUUUGUCGGCAUCCUCUCGGACUGCGCCCCGCUCUUUGGGUAUCGUCGCAAAUCGUACAUGAUCCUCGGGUGGAUUGCAUGUGGGUGUUGCAUGCUCUUCCUCGCGCUGCACGACCACGGGUCCCCGUACUACCUCAAUCGUGCCAUCGACGGCAUCCCCCUUGCAAAACUCACGCCUUUCCAACGCCUGCACGACGUCGACGUUCACGCCGGUCGCCGCGGGACCUUCAUCGCCCUCGCAUGCGCAGUCGCCACGAUCGCGUUCGUCGUAUCGGACGUGGCGGCGGACGCGUUGGUGGUCGAAUACGCACAGCGCGAGCCCGAAAACGUCCGCGGGCGGCUCCAGUCGCUGAUUUACUCUGUGCGGUCGGCUUCGGCGGCGGUUUCCACGUGUUUUCUGGGCUUUUGCCUCAAUUCCCCUGCAUAUGGCGGUCGCUUUUCGUGGGACUUGGGCAUGAACGGCGCGUUUGGGUGUCUAGCGCUGGUCAACUUUGCGGUAGUGCCCGCGACGUACUGGGGCGUCCACGACACCAAGCGUGAGCCGCAGCCGUUGCGGCCGUACUUGCUGCAAUUCUGGAAACUUGUGCAGAAACGAGCGGUGUGGCAGGUGAUGCUGUACAGCUUCUUGUCGUCGUUGCUCGGGUCCAACCUCACCACAACCGCGGCGCCGUACGUCAAGUACCACUGGGCCAAGGUCGAAUCAAUCAACAACGCCGUGAUCGGGGUACUCGGGCACUUGAUUCUCGCGGUGGUGCUGGCUGCCACUGGUCGCUACGGUACGCAGUGGAACUGGCGGAUUGUGAUUGUGGUCACGACGCUGCUCAGUACGGCCAUCGACGCCGUCGUCCAGUUUCUCACCAUCUAUGACGUCGUACGCAACCAGUGGUUCUACCUGGGCUGUGAAUGUGUUUGUGAUCGUCGAGUUAGCCGAAGACGGGCACGAAGGCAUCGUGUACGGCCUACUCACGACUGUGGGCAACCUCCCGGGCAUCUUUGGAUCGGUAUUGACCAACAUUUACUGCGCACAAUUCGACGUGUCGUCGUCCGACAUUCAGCAAGAUUCGAUGCACGUCCGCCACCAAGUCGCGUACACGUACCUUGUCACAUAUGGCACGACCGUCCUGAGCUGCUUGUGCGUUGUGAUGUUUCCGUCGCAAAAGGCGGCGGUCGCGACGCUCAAAGCGACGGGGGGAAGCUACCCCCUCGUGGGAGGCGCCGUCCUCGUCGUGUCGUUUUCAGUGCUCGUGCUCUCGAUCGUUGCGAGCUUGCUGUCCAUGUUUAAAUCCACGGCGUGUCUCCGCGUGGCUGGCGGGGCCGGCUGUUCAACGUGAUAACGACGUUUGAUAGUGGUGUUGGCAUGAUAUAUUUGGAAUCCAAGUUGACUUAUUCAAUCGUUUUUGCUUGUACACAUGGUAGCUGCAAACGCUCGAACGUUGUGCUGUUUCC
Molecule: messenger RNA, 1574 nt
Organism: Aphanomyces astaci
Lineage: Eukaryota; Oomycota; Saprolegniomycetes; Saprolegniales; Verrucalvaceae
Exons: 1
Coding region: 103-1410 (435 amino acids)
Source: RefSeq, a predicted model, not a curated record